Molecule: messenger RNA, 302 nt
Organism: Staurois parvus
Lineage: Eukaryota; Metazoa; Chordata; Amphibia; Anura; Ranidae
Source: the annotation of a GenBank genome assembly
UGAUCAGCUGUGUCCAAUCACAGCUGAUCACAUGGCACUGAUGAUCAGUGUGCCCUGAUGAUCAGUGUGGCCCCAAAAGUGCCACCUGUCAGUGUCCAUCAGUGCCAGCUGUAAGUGCUGAACAGUGCCACGUCCCAGUGCUUAUCAGUGCCACAUCAAUGCCACAUAUCAGUGCCUACCAGUGCACAUCAAUGCCACAUAUCAGUGCCCAUAUGAGCUGCCUUUCAGUGUCACCCAUCAGUGCCAGUCAGUGCCACCUAUCAAUGCCAAUCAGUGCCACCUAUCAGUGCCAGUCAGAGCCG